AUGGCGGCGAAAGGCAAGUUGGGCGGCCUUCGGGCCGCGCUCGCCGAGGAGCGAGAGCGGCUCGGCAAGGUCCUCGACCAGAUCGACGAGGCUCUCGACUGCGUUGAAUCUGGCGCGUCGAAGGAGUUGCCGCAGCAUGAGGGCGACCUCCCGGCGGCGGUGCCCACGAUGCGCGAGGCCGCGCAGGCAGGGCGCCGCGUCGCACCGGACAGGACGAGGUCGCAGCCGCCAGUUGCGGCGUGGGAUCUGGGCGCCAAGGGGAAUUCGCAGACCAAGGGCGACCCGGACCAGCCAGACGUGAAGGACUCUUCCCCGAAGGCAAAGACGGUGUGGUCACCGACCGUCUCUGUGGCCGCGGACCCUGUGCCGCUGGCAGCCCCCGUGAAGGAUGGCACGGCGUCCCAGCCCGCCAGGGUGAAUUCCGUCGGCGAUGUCAACGGGAGGAAGUCGGUGCGGAAGGAGGGGCCGCGCAAGUCGCAGAGGGCGCGCCAAAUCUUCGCGAAUGCGGACCAGAUGAAGGAGCAGGUUCAGAAGGCGAUCUUGGAGCCAGAGUACAACGUGAAGAACAUGUACAAGGACGACGGCUGCUGGGCGGCCGUCGCGCGGAGCCCACUCUUCGACAUCAGCUCCAUUGUCGCGAUCACCCUGAACGCACUGUGGCUCGCAGUGGAGACGGACUACAACGACGAGCCCCUGCUCGUGAACGCGGAUCCCCCGUUCAUCAUCGUGGAGAACCUGUUCUGCACGUUCUUUGUCUGGGAGCUGAUCGUCAGGUUCAUGGCCUUCAAGGUAAAAGCAGACAGCAUGAAGGACUCGUGGUUUCUGUUCGACUGUGUGCUCGUCUCUUUCAUGGCUUUCGAGACAUGGGUCCUCUCAUUCCUCGUGUGGGUAUCGGGCGGCGCCCUCGGUGCCAACUCCAGCUCCACGUCGGUCCUCCGCGUGGUGCGGCUCUUCCGCAUGACCCGCGCCGCGCGCGUCGCCAAGCUGCUCAAGGCCGUGCCGGAGCUGAUGGUGAUCGGCCGCGGGAUCGUGAUCGUCGCCCGGACGGUGGUCGUGAUCAUGUGCCUCCUGGUCAUGAUCAUCUACACCUUCGCGAUCGUCUUCACCCAGCUCGCCAAGGGCACCCGCCUCGAGGACACCCUCUGCCCCGACAUGCUGACCACCAUGAGCACCCUGCUGCUCGGGGGCAUCCUCCCGGACUUUGCGCCCACCACCCACGCCAUGGCGGCCGAGGACUUCUUCUUCGCGGCGUUCUUCUUCGUGUUCAUACUGCUGGCCUACGUGACCAUCAUGAACAUGCUGAUCCAGCUGCGUCCUGGUCGAGGUUGUGGCAGUGGUCGCGUCGGUAGAGAAAGAGACAAACCAGGUGGCGUCAGUGAAGCGCGUGCUGCAGAAGUGGGCCCCGGAAGCGGACAAUAA
This is a messenger RNA of Prorocentrum cordatum, 1419 nucleotides long. The record is from the annotation of a GenBank genome assembly. NCBI's taxonomy places the organism in Eukaryota, Dinophyceae, Prorocentrales, Prorocentraceae.